Messenger RNA from Vespula pensylvanica (western yellowjacket), 3150 nucleotides. RefSeq names its product visual system homeobox 2-like. Gene Ontology annotation, molecular function: sequence-specific double-stranded DNA binding; DNA-binding transcription factor activity, RNA polymerase II-specific. The record is from RefSeq and is a predicted model, not a curated record. The transcript is spliced from 7 exons. The coding region runs from base 1277 to 2596 and encodes 439 amino acids. Gene Ontology annotation, biological process: regulation of transcription by RNA polymerase II. NCBI's taxonomy places the organism in Eukaryota, Metazoa, Arthropoda, Insecta, Hymenoptera, Vespidae. Gene Ontology annotation, cellular component: nucleus.
AAGAGAAGAGAGAAACGAGACGGUGGUGGCCGCCCCCGGGGGCUCCCAACCCCGUGCAGCCGGCAGCGAGCGAGCUCAGUUGCCCAUCGCCGCGACGACGACACGGUUGCGCUCCGACAAAGAUCUCGCGAGUGAGCUUCUUCAAUAUUCAACGACGCUCACGUUUCUCACUGAGAAAGAGAGACACACACACACACGCACGCACACACGUACACACGUAUAUAUAUAUACAUAGACACAUACAUAUAUAUAUAUAUAUAUCAUUUGGCUUUUUUUUAUUUCUUAUAUAUCGAGAACGAGGACAUCAAACAGUGCGAAUCCUCAAAAAAAUCUUUGUUUCUGGACGGUAUCAGAUCAGUCUGUCUCUCUCUCUUUCUCCCCCAGUUUCUCUCAGUUUGAAAAUCGUCGACUUUGUUAUAUUCUCCAUUGGAUGAAAGAUCGGUUGGAAAAAGUAAGUUGAUCUUCGUGGAAAGGAUCGUCUCUUAUUCGACCUGUCUCUCGUCUUUUUAGUGACGCUUUUACUUGUAUAAUAUCUUCGACGAGAAAUGGUUUAUAAAGUGUGAGAUCAAAACGUGAGAAAGAAACACCGAGGUAAAAGAGGUGAAGUUUUCUUUUAGAGAGAAGUAGACCUUCUCCCUGUCGCGUUGCCGUCGCUUACUGAAAGUUUGCCCGCCGGCAGACUACUUUCUUUCUUUCUUUCUCCGUCUAUCCGUAUUUAUCUAUUUAUCCAUCUCCGUGGCAAGAUACAACGAAGAUUAGUCGAAGAUAUAAUCGUAUUUAUCUAGCUUCGAAGGAGGCUAGAUUUUCCCUAGGGAUACUCUACCUAGGGAGUUGUUCAAUUAUGGAGAUCUAUGAGAACACUUAGACAGAAAUCUAAGUAUAACACUGUGAAUCUCAACGAAGAAGCAACGAAAGUUAGCCUAGAGACUUAAUCUAGAAUCGAAUAAUCGUCGUUUAGGGGAAGUUAAGAAAGAAGAAAUUGAACUUGAACGUGGACGUAACGGAGCGUCGGACGCCGGAUGGACGUGAGCUAGGGGCCUAUCGUGAAACGAUCGUGUUAAAAGUCAAGUUUAUCUAAAAAUCGGAAGGGAUAGAACGAGACAAAUCUAUAUACGAUACGUAUAAACAGAAAGUUCCUAAGUCGUAAAGAAAGAGGAAGAGGAAGAAGAAGGAGGAAAAGAGGAGAAAGAGGAAGAAGAAGAAGAAGAUAGUCAUCUCACAAGAUGACAUUUUGAAAAUUCUAAAAAGAAAAGAAAUUUGGGCGAAGGACAGCAAGAUGCCGCAACGCUCGCCGUUCGCGAUUCAGGAGUUAUUGGGUCUCAAUGGUACCGGAAAUGCAAGUGGUACCGAUCGAGGCUCGCCUCAGGGAUCGCCACCCGCCGGCGUCUCGGCGGUUUCUUAUGCGCCAACUGCGCCUCAUCACAAACUCUGGGAUUACAUGCCUAGCUUGACGAAUCAUCUCGGUAAUCUUGGGAAUCUUGGGAAUCUUGGAAAUUUGACGGCCUCGCGUAUGGCCUACCUGAAUGCUCAGGCUGCCGUCGCGGCUGCUUUUCUACCACCGCCUCAUCCACAUCCCGCUCAUCAUGUACCUCAUCAUCAGGUACAUCAACCAGGUCAACUUCCUGCCUCACCUGCUGGUGUCAACGUUCAUCCAGCCGCACACGCGCAACAUGUACUUCCUGGGACUGCCGUUACUGCUAAUCAUCAUCAACAUAGUCCGACUCAGCAUACACCGCCUCAUGGAUUCUCUCAGACGAAAGGCACCUUCUCGAAUGCAAGUCCAGGUGUUGGACAUAACAUCGAGUCGGGCAAGGACUUCACAGUCGAUGGUCUCUCUGGUUUUAGUAAAAAGAAGAAGAAGAAACGUCGUCAUAGCUCCAGGACGAUCUUCACGUCCCAGCAGCUGGAGGAGCUGGAGGCAGCGUUCAAAGAAGCCCAUUAUCCCGACGUCUAUGCUCGCGAGAUGCUCAGCCUGAGGACGGAUCUGCCCGAAGACAGGAUACAGGUGUGGUUUCAAAAUCGGAGAGCUAAAUGGCGCAAAACCGAAAAAUGCUGGGGUAGAAGUACCAUAAUGGCGGAGUAUGGUCUAUACGGUGCGAUGGUUCGACAUUCUUUGCCACUACCAGAGACUAUUUUGAAGAGUGCUAAGGAGAACGAAUCAGUAGCUCCAUGGUUGCUUGCGCAAUCGUCUAAGACAAGCGGCUUUAGUCAAGAUUUCGAAAAUAAUCAAGAACUGAUUGACUGUGGGCCCGUAGGGAUGCACCGAAAGUCGAUCGAAGCGGCGGAACAUCUCAAGUCUGGUGGCGAGGACAGUGGAAACGACCAUAACGGGAGCGGAAGUAGCCCUCAUCAUAAUCAUCACCAGGGUGGACCUACCAGUUCCGAGAGCGGACAAGAGAGCCAAGACGGUAUGGGACCGUCUUCGUCGACAGGAGUCGUACAGGACACAGAGCAACUGAGGAACGAGAGCAUCGCCUGCUUGAGGGCGAAAGCUCAGCAACAUCAGUUGCAACUGAGCUUGCAACCAACGGCAGCUCCAACAGGCAGCUCUUAUCAGACGGGACCGCAAUCGAGCACGCUUCAUGCCUCGGUUUAAUCCUUCUCGUCGACUUUUCAUCUCGAUCUCGAAGCGAACAACAUUUCGACAAUGAUUUCGUCUGGACGAUUCACCUAAUCUCGAUCGAGGAGGACCAGAAAAAAAUUUAAGAGAGCUCCUCAUAUUUUAUAAGAACGUAAACGAAACAAAACCAACACAAAAAAUACAUUACGUUCGAGGAUGAAGAUCGAGAUCGUUAUAGAUCAUCCCUUAAAAUAUCUUCUCAAUGAAGGGGAUAUUAAUGAGACGAAUAAAUGCAACGGUGAACACAAUGAAUUGAAAUUUUUAGCUGCUGACUCGCAGGGACGAUCAGGGUAAACGAACUGACAUAAAAGGAAUCAAAAAUACAAGAAACAGGUUAAUACGUACAAGAAAAAAUGACUUACAAGAGCAACGAAUAAAUCGAACAAAUACAUAUUUCGAUAUCCAACACGAUGAAAUAUGAGCUUUGUAUGUAAACCGAUCAACGAAAUUUAAUAAAGAAAAGAAAAAAAAAAAAAAGAAAAAAAAAUCGAUGGUCUCUAUAUAUAUGCAACGAAGAAGAGAAGAGAUAA